This is a messenger RNA of Staurois parvus, 492 nucleotides long. The record is from the annotation of a GenBank genome assembly. Lineage: Eukaryota; Metazoa; Chordata; Amphibia; Anura; Ranidae.
UCACCAGGCACGACAGUGGGCUCUGAGUCAAUUGGCGCGACAGUGGGCACCGGGUCAUCAGGUACCGGAUCGUCUGGCUCGACAGCGGGCAUCGGGUCACCAGGUAUGACAGCGGGCACUGGGUCAUCAGGCAUCAGGUCAUUUGGCUUGCCAGCGGGCACCGCGUCAUCUGGCAAGGCAGUGGGCACCGAGUCACCAGGUACGACAGCGGGCUGUGAGUCAAUUGGCACGACAGCGGGCACCGGAUCAGCAGGCACCGGGUCAUCUGGCGCUGGAUCGUCUGGCUCGACAGCGGGCAUCGGGUCACCAGGCAUGACAGCGGGCACUGGGUCAUCAGGCAUUGGAUCGUCUGUGUCGACAGCGGGCAUCAGGUCACUAGGCAUGACAGCGGGCACUGGGUCAUCGGCAUUGGAUCGAUCUGGCUCUGGAUCGGGUCACCAGUAUGACAGCGGGCACCGGGUAGAGUACAGGAUCGUCUGGAUAACAGCGGCA